Encephalitozoon intestinalis ATCC 50506 is the source of this 372-nucleotide messenger RNA. RefSeq names its product Dcp1-like decapping protein. Lineage: Eukaryota; Fungi; Microsporidia; Unikaryonidae. The coding region runs from base 1 to 372 and encodes 123 amino acids. Gene Ontology annotation, cellular component: P-body. Gene Ontology annotation, biological process: deadenylation-dependent decapping of nuclear-transcribed mRNA; positive regulation of catalytic activity; deadenylation-independent decapping of nuclear-transcribed mRNA. The transcript has a single exon. The record is from RefSeq and is a predicted model, not a curated record. Gene Ontology annotation, molecular function: enzyme activator activity; mRNA binding.
AUGCUAGGGGAGAAAGAGGGCAAAAUCUUAAUGAGGGAGGUUAGGAAGACAGAUCAAUCUCUCAGGGACCUUUUAUAUGUGUCUAACUUUGUCUCUGUGUACUACUAUACUGAUGGGAAUUGGGAUAAGGCAGGAAUUGAAGGGACGUUUGUGAUGUAUAGCAGGGAAUGCUACCCUCUGGUUGGAAUACAUGUUUUUAAUAGGAAAGAUCUGAAAGACUUUUCCCUUUACUUAUCAAAGGAGCUAUCCUUCGGGAUAAAAGGAAAUCUUAUGACAAUAACCGAACAAGAGGAAAACAGAAUCCAUGGCCUUUGGUUCCACAACGAUGUCCAUCCCAAGGCGAUUCUGGAGUGUCUAGAAAGUUCUCUGUAA